Musca vetustissima is the source of this 1478-nucleotide messenger RNA. Its product is annotated as protein still life, isoforms C/SIF type 2-like. Gene Ontology annotation, biological process: small GTPase-mediated signal transduction; positive regulation of axonogenesis; activation of GTPase activity. NCBI's taxonomy places the organism in Eukaryota, Metazoa, Arthropoda, Insecta, Diptera, Muscidae. The record is from RefSeq and is a predicted model, not a curated record. Gene Ontology annotation, molecular function: guanyl-nucleotide exchange factor activity. The annotation marks the transcript as partial. The transcript is spliced from 8 exons. Gene Ontology annotation, cellular component: synapse; membrane.
AUGGCACUGGCAAAGAUUUAUAUUCACCAGAAGCUGAAAGCUCCCCAGCACCAUCAUUUGUGGAUCCACCGGUAACAGGUUUAGUACCGGGUGCCGGCACUAAGCCCACAUCGCGCACAAGUAGUUUUGAAAUAGAGAAUUUAUUGAAAACUGCGGAACAGGUUACCGGAUUUUGUCGUUCACCUCAGGAAACCCGCAAAGCGAGUCCCACAGGAUCUGUGACAUCAUCGGUUUCAAAUGCAGCCCUAACACCGUCACGCCAAUUAACGGAUGCCGAAAAAUUACGCAAAGUCAUAUUGGAAUUGGUCGAUACGGAAAAAACCUAUGUUAAGCAUUUAAAUAAUCUACUUGAAAACUAUUUGGAGCCACUGAAACGUGAAACUUUCCUAUCGAAUGCUGAAAUCAAUGCUCUCUUUGGUAAUAUCCAUGAAAUUGUCACAUUCCAGAGGCAAUUCUUACAAAAUCUGGUCGAGGCCUUAGAGCUGGAACCUGAUUUCCAUAAAUUUGAUCAUCCUAGUCAAUAUCGAAAUGUCCUCUUUGCCAUCGGUUCCGCAUUCCUUUACUAUGUAAAUCAUUUCAAGCUCUAUUCAUCGUUUUGUGCCAGCCACAGUAAGGCCCAAAAAGUUUUGCAUCCAAAUGAAGGAAAUCAUGCAUUGCAAGAGUUCCUAAAUGCUCGCAAUCCCAAACAGCAGCACAGCUGUACCCUGGAAUCGUAUCUGAUUAAGCCCAUACAACGUAUCCUAAAGUAUCCCCUGCUAUUGCAACAAUUGCGUAAUUUAACCGAUUCCCGGGCCGAUGAACAUUUACACUUGUGUGAGGCCCUCAAGGGCAUGGAAAAGGUAGCCGAACACAUCAACGAAAUGCAAAGAAUCCACGAAGAAUAUGGUGCCAUAUUUGAUCAUUUGUUCCGUCAACAUCAAAAGGCCUGCAAACAGCCCAUUGACUUGAGUCCAGGUGAUCUUUUGUAUUACGGCGGUGUGGAAUGGUUGAAUAUUUCCGAUUUUCUGGGCAAAAUCAAAAAAGGUUUGGAGCUACAUGCCAUGUGCUUCGUAUUUAAAUCAGCGGUUGUGUUCCUUUGUAAAGAGCGUCUAAGACAGAAAAAGAAAUUAAUGGGUGGCUCGAGUAAAAGCACUCCCAACGAAGUGGAAAUCAUACGUUAUCAAGUCUUAAUACCCGUUACUGAAGUCCAGGUGCGCGCCUCAUCGGCCAAGGAUAUGGAUUCACAUUUCCUUUGGGAAUUGAUACAUUUGCGUUCCCAGCUGCAACGACGUUCCGAAAAGGUCUAUGUGCUUUCGAAUAGCACUGCAGAUUUCCGUAAUGCAUUCCUAAAGACCAUACGCCAGAUAAUACGUGAAAGCGUACGCAAUAUGUCGAUUCCUAUGAAGAAUUUCGGUGGUAGUUCGGGUUCGGUGUCGGGUAUGUCAUCACAGGGUGGUUGCUCCGGAAGUUCACAGACCUUGGAAAGGCCCAAGCAGCAG